Molecule: messenger RNA, 1539 nt
Organism: Cyprinus carpio (common carp)
Lineage: Eukaryota; Metazoa; Chordata; Actinopteri; Cypriniformes; Cyprinidae
Product: prostaglandin E2 receptor EP1 subtype-like
Biological process (GO): positive regulation of cytosolic calcium ion concentration; adenylate cyclase-activating G protein-coupled receptor signaling pathway; inflammatory response
Cellular component (GO): plasma membrane
Molecular function (GO): prostaglandin E receptor activity; thromboxane receptor activity
Source: RefSeq, a predicted model, not a curated record
UCCAUCUUUCAAUGGGGUGAAUAUAACUGAUUUCCAAAUAUUUUUCAUGUCACAUUUGUAUUGAAAUUAUUCAGUUCUUGUACCAAGCUUACUCUGUUAUGUCUUCCUGUUGGAAAAAAAUCUGGACAAAUAUUUGGACACAUGAGCCAGCAUACAUUUUGCUAUGUAAAGGAGCCAGUGUUUUCUUCCAGUAUGAUUCCAGUCCUGAAUUUUAAUGUAGACUUCAGCAGUGAAUACAGAGUCUGAAUUGCUUUCUUUGAAUGAUUCUACUUGCAGCAGUAGUAGAUGAAACCCUUCUUGCUGACCACAGUUGCAAAAAAAAACCUCCCAGCAGAAGCAUCCCUGAAGAGAAACAUUCAUCGCGGCUUCCUGUGACCACACUCACCUAUAAGGAUUUCCUGACUGUCACAGCAUGGACAAUCUUUUCACCACUUCCUUCCCUGUUUCAUGCCAGAACUCUAGAGACUGUCCUGACAACCAAACUGUAAACUCAACGUCACCAGCUCUGCUUAACCCUCCAGCAUUUGGGAUGUCCUACUUCACCAUGACCCUUGGUGCACUGUCUAACCUAACCGCACUAGCAAUCCUAGCCCAUUCCUAUGCCCGCUUACGCCGACGAGCCAAAGCACCAUUUCUACUGCUGGCUUCAGCUCUGCUUGUAAGCGACCUGGCUGGUCAUGUGAUCACAGGGGCUUUGGCGCUUCACCUCCAUCUUGGGAGGGUGAAACAUCACAGGGUGGCAUUAAUAGUGGAGCCCCCACAGGUUUACUGCAAAUUAUUUGGCGGUUGCAUGGUGUUUUUUGGCCUUUGCCCUCUGCUGCUUGGCAGUGCGAUGGCGGUGGAGCGCUGCAUAGGCAUAACACAACCUCUCCUGCACCCAACGAUCGUCACCAUGACACGCGUCCGCCUCACCGUGCUGCUGAUCACCUUCACAGCCCUCAUUUUGGCAGGACUCCCUCUGCUAAACGUAGGCAAUUACAAACCACAGUUCCCUGGCACUUGGUGUUUCUUACCUGUUAACAGUCUGCUCUCCAUCACUGAUGCCAACCUCGCUCUGGCUUUUUCCACACUGGGGCUUGUAACAUUGACCGUCUCAGUUGUGUCCAAUACUACAAGUGGGCUGAAGUUGCUCCAGGCAAGGUUUAAGGACCGAUGUGUUAAGUCAGGCAUCGCUCGGAGACAUGGAUCCUUCUCAUCUUCGUCUCUGCACUCCCUGGAUGUGGAGAUGAUGACGCAGUUGGCCGCGAUAACAGUGGUCUCCUGUGUCUGUUGGAGUCCUUUUCUUAUUUACAUCCUCAUAUCCGUUAGCAGGUUUUAUGAAGGAAUCAGAAGGCCGAGGCGUCAGUGUGAGAAGCUGCUUCUCUUGGCUCUGCGCUUGGCGAGCUGGAACCAGAUUCUGGACCCGUGGGUUUACAUCCUCCUCCGGAGGGCAGUUCUGCGCAGACUGCUUCAGCUUCUGCAGCCGGACAGACUCGUGUUCACACACAGCGGCUCCUACCGAGACUCGCACAGAAAGCAAAUUGGUUUACACUGAUUACA